GCUGUUUGUUCUCUCCUCCCACCUUCACGAGCUACCAUCUGCGUUGCAAGCCUUGAGCAAGCUCUCCAGCCUUGCCUCUUGCAGUCACCGCCUAUCCGUCCUUGCCUCUUUCCUCCCAAGAGCCAGUGUCGUCCUGUCGCAGUCGCUUAACGUCCACGACGUCCUCUAUAGCGGCCACACCAUCGGCAACGACUAACAGGGCACCAUAGGCCAGCUCCCACUCCCACCGACCCUUCCUCCUCAUAUAGCUGUCAUCCGGUUCCUCUGCAUGCAUAUCCUCUUCACGACAGACCUUUCCUAGUUGCUUUUCUACUCUUUCUACGAUCUGCUUUCCCUAGCUUCUCCUGUCUCCUCCUCUCCCGCGUUCCAGAGAGAUCAGACAACCGCCAACGGAUAUCGCCAUCCUCUGGUGCGCUUCAUGUUGCAGUAUACCGUACAGCUUCCCCCACUCUCCCUCUCCUCCUCAAAGCACUCAAAGCCGUCCAAGUCUGCUCCCAAGUCCUCCAGUAGAGACCUUAUUUUCGAUGACCAACCCCGUCCAACUUCAAGUACCAGCACGCUUCCCCAUAAUGCUUCUUCUACGACUCCAGCUAUAGCUAAUUCCUUCAACUCUAAGCGUGGGCCCCUCGCAUACGACAAGCUCGUUCCUGCUCGUCCUGCUGCCUACUCUUCUGUUUCUCAUCAUGCCGUUCCUCUUGCUAUCUCUACUUCGACUGCUACUUCCACCUCUCCUCUCUCAUCCGGCCCUGCUUCGUCUUCCUCGGGUUCGGCGUCGCCUUCCUUGCAUUCAGCCAAACCCAUGCUUCGUUCCCCACUCGUAUCCUCUUCUCGUCAACAGCUUUCUUCCCCUGUUACCUCUCCCCGACAGCUCGCUUCCCCCAGUCCCGUCCCAACUCAUCGUCAGCUCUCAUCCGUCACCGGAACGUCCACGCGGUCUCCUCAUCCGCUCAAGGCGAACCUUCCAUCGCUCAAUGGUUCGCGUCCAGGAACGGGGACCACCUCUCGGCCAAGUACAGGUACCCGACCAGACACGACGCCCGGGUUUGACAACUCCGGAUACUUCUCUACCCGCUCUCAGUCGCGCUCCCGUUCGUCAUCGUUAUCAUCCACACUCGCUGACGUCCUUUCGGCUGGCGAACUGGUCGGCGAGGGUCUUUCAUUGCAAGGAGAGAUCGUUCGCAAAGUGCCGAUCCCCGCACCUCAUUCUGACUGUGCGAACGAGGACCCUGCUCCUGAGUUUGAGGUGGUGAGGAAGCUGGGAACUGGAUCGUAUGCGGUAGUGUACCUUGUUCGGGAGGUGCUCGGCCGUACGAUUGUAUCGGGAUCUCCGUCGAGUUCGGUCGAUGGUCAUAUUGCAGCUGUUGGUAGGAUGGAUUUUGAUUCGGAGAGUGAGGACGGGCAUGGGUUCAUCAGGAAGGAGAAAGAAGAGAGGAUUUACGGCCGCGAAUACGCUGUCAAAGUGUUGAGCAAGGCUAACUUGGACGAGGAUGCUUUGGAAGCUCAAUUGUUCGAGGCUACUUUGCAUCAGUCGCUUCGGCCACAUGCAAACAUCGUCACGCUUCAUCGCACGUUGGAGACGGCCUCGUUCCUGUUGCUUCUCCUGGAGUUCGUACCAGGUGAAGACUUGUUCUACUUUCUGGAACAGUCUAGAGACCAUUAUUCUCCUACGCCUCUCGAGUCGUCCACUUCUCCCACUAGCAGCUCUCCAGGCUCGCCAGGCUCACCAUCCUCGGGGUCUUCCACGCAUACCCCGCCAACGCCUUCUUUGCUAUCAUCUCUGCAUCCUUCACACCUCCUCUCACACACGCGUCUGCGCCUCAUCGCUAGCAUGUUUUCCCAGAUGUGUGACGCGGUGGCAGCAUGUCACGAGCAGAAGGUCUUCCAUCGAGAUAUCAAGCCUGAGAACUUUAUUGUGACAGAUGCGUGGGUGGAGAAACCUGGUGCGCGGGAGGGUGAGGUUAGGAAAGAGAGGAAGGUUGUCGUCAAGUUGACGGACUUCGGGUUGGGCACUAUGGAUGAGGAGAGUGCUGAUAUGGAUUGCGGGAGUGCUCCAUACAUGAGUUUUGAAUGUCGAAAUAACAUACACCCUACUUAUUCACCUCGCGCGGCCGAUGUCUGGUCACUUGGUAUCGUGCUUAUCAAUAUGUUGUACCAUUACAAUCCCUGGUCAGACACAACGGAAGGCAUCUGCCCAUCGUUCGAACUGUACCUUCGUGAUCCCGUCAACUUCUUCAUGACUCGCUUCACAGGCAUGACUCUCCCUGUCGCCGAAUUCCUGACGAAGAAGGUCUUCUGUAUCCUCGAAGACCCCAAAGACGACUCUGCUCGAGUCGCUGCAAAGGAGUUCGGGCGAUGGGCAAGGGACCUCCCGGUCCUGUUCAACGCUUCAUCUCAUGGUCACGCUGGUCACAAACGCAACGUCUCCAUCUCCAGCACUGUUGGAUACACCCUUGCUUCGGUUCCGCAGAGCAGGCGGCCAUCCCUUCGGCAUGCUCCGUAUUCAGGGGACAGAACCAGUUGGGCAUUGGGUGGGUCCUCGAGAGCUCCUUCCCAGAGAGCUUCGUGGGCCAUGUCGAGACAGCCGUCUUUCGUUGGUGCCGGUGGGUCAUCGCUUUCCGUUGCAGUCGAAGAGACUUCCAUGGAGAUGGCGGCUGGAUCUAUGCUGCCGCCUCUCCUCGACGUUGAUCAACUCCUUGUCGAAGAGCCUGAACAGGAGCAGGAGCUAGAGGGUGAAGUUGAAACCGAGCCGCAGUCUCGCAGUGCGUCGACUCAGAAACGGAGGAAGCGCGGUGCACGCAAAGCCUCUCAAGCGUUGGCUAGAGAGAUCAGCAGGACUUCGAGGUCCUCUGGUCAACCGCUUGAUUCGCAACAUCCUCAUCAUGUCGUUCCACCACAUAUUCCACCAUCGUCUAUCUCUGCGCUUUCGUUGUCCAUGUCCAUGUCUUCCAAUUCCCCAGCUCAUUCUGUAUCAGUACUUCCCACUCUUCCAAGCCAAACAUCGCAAACAUCGUCAUCUUCUGUACAAAUACCCUCAUCUUCUACUGCCUCCUUGUCCGGAAUGCAGCUCUCUGCGUCUGGCAAGUCAUCCAACUCUCGUCGUCCUCCUAUCCUCAAUACUUCUUCUGCUAAUGCCUCCGCUGCUGUCACGACUCCCACCACGCCAACGUCCAUUUCCAAGAAACCGAGCAAAUGGAAACUUGGCUUCGGAAAGGGAAGUCAGUCGCAUUCUAACCCGCCGCCGCCUCCAUUGCCUUCGUCUCAAUCGGAGAACCUUUCGAAUGGUGGACAGAGCAUGUCUACUACGGCGAGCAAUGUGACUAAUCUCCUUAUGGGACUCAACGCGCCUCCACCGUCGACUACGUCUCAUUAUCCCAAGCGAACUCAACAACCUCCUUCGAAUAAGUCUCAGACGUCGUUGGAAGAGAACCCCGCGUGGAGUCGUGGACGACGUGCGGGCAAGGCUGCAGCUACUUGGGGACCGUCACAAACCUCGUCUGCGUUUGGCGCUACAGGACCGUAUCAGCAUUCGCAGAACAACUCGAGCACGGUUAGCUGGACAUCAUCAUCCAAUCAAGCGAUCAAUCCCAAUGGACAUCAUCAAGCUGGUUCGACGUCUUCGAUGUCAGUCAACGAACGCGAUCGGCGUGCGGUUUCGCCUUCGAGUACGAAGAGCGGAAAACCGUUGGCUUCGAGCGCGAGUUCGAUGGCUUCGAGUAAUUGGAGAAGCUCGAUGAGCAGUACGGGUGCGUCGAGCAGCUCGAGUGCGUUUACUAGGUAUAGCAAUGGGAGUACGAGGAGUGUGAGCACUGCUGCUACUAGCGUGAGCUCUGCUAGUAGUUGGCGUAGUGGUGGGAGCAAGUAUCCGUACGACACUCCGGGACAGUUACCGCCUAACGUCAAGCUGAUGACUGGGACUCCUUGGGAACUCGAUCAACUUCCUCGUCAGAUGUACAUCAACCCUGAUGAAGCACGCUUUGGGGCACCGCCGCCUCCCAAACGACGGGCGCCGAAGAAGGAUUCGACAUCUUCGAAGCUUGGGCAGUUGGGAACGAUCGACGAGUGGCCUCCUAAUCAGAAGACCACUAUUACUACAACUGCUGCUGCUGCUACCACUGCUGCUGCUGUUCCGUCGUCGUCGUUGGCACAGAGACAAGAUGCUGCGACGAGCACGACUGAUCUUGGUCGUGAACGAGAGCUUAGUAACGGUUCUUCGAGGGAGGGCGAUGGGCCUGGUGGUGAUGCGUCUUCUCCGAGGAAGGUUCAGAAAGGUCAGAUCAAUGCGUUGGCGAAGAUGCUUUCGGCUCUGCGGAGGUGAAGUGUGACCCCACGUGGAUAUAGGUUCGGAUGGGCUUGGAAGAAGAAGUCGAUGAUGAUGAUGAUAACGGUGGUGGUGGUGAUAGUGGUAGUGGCAAGUCGUUGGCUCGUGACGACUCGUCGUGUGAUGGCAAAUACCGGUUUAUAUGCAGAUGAGCGCGAACUACUCCAUCGGUUUUAUUCUUCUGGUGAUGUUUGUGUAUGACAUUCAUCUCUCGUUUGUGACCGCCUUUUUUACACCCUCCUCCCCUUCCCUUUCUUUUCAAUAUCAUCCCAUUUACCCCAUUCCACUUUACCCCGCCCCACUUUCCGCUUCACGCUUCAGCACAACGCAACGUUCUUCUUUUGCCCGUCUCUCUCGUAUGCACAACCCGCGCAGCUCAGACGGUGUCUCAUCGAAGUCUCGCUUGUUUUUUUUUUUUGGCCUUUCGUCUCUUUUGCGCUUUUGCGCUUCUGGAUUUCUUGUACCAUACAGAGAAAAAGGAAGAAAAGCCAAUUAUUGUUUCACCACCCACCCUCUAUCGCAAUCCAAUCCAAUUCCCCUCAUGUUUUUCAAUAUUUCUUCUGUCUCCUCUAACACAACCACACACUCCUUACCGGUUUCUCUUUUCAUCGUCUACAACACCGCUGCAUCCCGGGGAAGGAACCUAGGCCCUUUAUCAUUUCCUCACUCAAUAUCCACGCUUUGCAUGCACGCAUUUUUCUUCUCUUCUUCCUUCCAUUCCUUUCUUUUCUCUCUGGUAGCUUGGACCCCCGGUUGCGUCUUUGUGCUCAUAUUCUGAAGUCUCACUUACCACCCACCCCACACUGGCAUGGACUGUUUAUUCCUCUCUGAUAGACCUCGAUGACCUUUUAGUUAGUCCGCUGAUCACCCCUCCAAUAGCGUAUGUUCACAUCUUUUUUUUUGUUUGACUUCCUUCCGAUGAGCGGGUUCGUUUGUAUGAUUAUAUACACCUGUGAAUACAUUGGAUGGACGUUAACUA
This is a messenger RNA of Somion occarium, 5297 nucleotides long. The record is from the annotation of a GenBank genome assembly. NCBI's taxonomy places the organism in Eukaryota, Fungi, Basidiomycota, Agaricomycetes, Polyporales, Cerrenaceae.